UUUUAGUCAUAAAGUAGUCGCCAACAGCAUGCUGAGAACUAUAUCGAUUUGUGUGCUCAUCGUCUUCAGUGGGGCCAUCAUGGCAGAAGGAAAACCUUUCCUUAUUAAGGUUUUCGCUCCCAGCGGUGGCUACUCCAGUGCCAGUUACCAGAAUGCAGUGGGAGCAUCGCCUGUCACCAGUCAGCUUAUCUCUAGUCUUAUCUCAUCAAAAAUUCAACUGUUGAACAACGUGCUACAGACCAAGUCUUCUUCCGGGGGCUUCCGCAUUGGUUUCAAUAAGUCUGUAAAUUUCUUUGGCCCCACUAGCGCCACGAGCACCACCGAAAAGCCUGUGACCCACCAUACCACCGAGGUAAACACAGACUUUACUCCGGAUGAAUCUAGUAGGACUACUCAACUUUUUUACUCGACAACAACAGAAAGUUCUGUCGAAACGCCGAUCCCCACAAUACAUCCCGAGCCACCAGCCAGUACCACUUCAGUGAUCACAAUAGAGAGCACCACAUCCGUAACACAACCACCCAUCUUGACGACAGCGAAAUCUGGAUACUCCUAUCGCACCCCCACUACCCUCACCCAUUAGUUCCGUGAAAAUCAAUUUUUUGUCAACUCAAAUAACGUAGCCCUAGCAAUGUUCGCAAAUGAGUAAACUUCUAUAAUUAAGUAA
This is a messenger RNA of Drosophila sechellia, 667 nucleotides long. RefSeq lists its product as uncharacterized. The transcript has 2 exons. The record is from RefSeq and is a predicted model, not a curated record. Lineage: Eukaryota; Metazoa; Arthropoda; Insecta; Diptera; Drosophilidae. Bases 29 to 583 code for a protein of 184 amino acids.